AUUUUCAUGGUUUGUCUUUUGUUCACUUAUUCAGUGUUUAUAAAGUUAGUCUUCCUCGAUAUUAAUUGUAAAGGGUCGGCACAUCAAGUUAAUCAUUACCCUCUUUUAUCAUAUCAAUGACCAAUGAAUGUGCGUUACUCAAUCGUAUCCUAUUCUAACUGAUCUCAAUUACUAAUCUUUCCAACCAAAAAUUAUUACCUGAACUCACCCUUGCUUGCUUUGCAAAUUCAUUUGAAAUCAAAGUGUUGACUAUUGAUUUGUGUUGUUAGUGUAUUGUACUGCAAAACGAUUCAGUUAAAUCUUUAACCCAUGACUCUAAGUCGCAAGAUCUCGGUGUUUUUCAGCAUUUCAAUGCUAUCAAUGUUUGGAUUCGUUUUUGGACAGGACGUUUUCGUUCCAUGGACACCCGAAGUUAUUGAACUCGUGCGAGGAAAAUCAUUAGAACAAGUACAGGACGCAAUGGCAAAACUUCUAGGUGGAACUAGACUACAAAUACCUGAACAAGAUAAAACAUUUUUCGAUAAUAUGGAAAAUUUGAUUAUUAAUGGAACAAUGAACGAUGUUCUUGCAGCUAUGAAUGUAUUGCAAGGGCAGUCACGAACUCAAUUACCUGAACCAGAUAAUGGACUAGUAGAUGUAUUACCAUUGCAAGAUGUGACAACACCAGCAGAGAGCGAGGUUGCUCCCGCUCGCAUAUUCCGAGUAGAUAUGUUCCAAUAAAAACAAGAAUUGCUAGGUCAAGCUUAAACUUGGGUAUCAGAGUAAGAUAUUUGGUUCAAAGAUUGUUUAAUCCCUGUCAAACGAUAUGACUAUGAAUAAAUAAUGAAUUCUAAAUGUCAA
Molecule: messenger RNA, 840 nt
Organism: Tetranychus urticae (two-spotted spider mite)
Lineage: Eukaryota; Metazoa; Arthropoda; Arachnida; Trombidiformes; Tetranychidae
Source: RefSeq, a predicted model, not a curated record